Molecule: messenger RNA, 1094 nt
Organism: Pollicipes pollicipes
Lineage: Eukaryota; Metazoa; Arthropoda; Thecostraca; Pollicipedomorpha; Pollicipedidae
Product: notchless protein homolog 1-like
Exons: 9
Biological process (GO): ribosomal large subunit assembly; Notch signaling pathway
Cellular component (GO): nucleolus
Molecular function (GO): protein binding
Source: RefSeq, a predicted model, not a curated record
CCUGCAGGCAGACGCUGGAGCAGCUGACUGUCGACUCUGAGAAGGUGUUGGACAUCAUCUACCAGCCGCAGGCCGUGUUCCGGGUCCGGGCGGUGACACGGUGCACCAGCUCGAUCCCCGGCCACGCCGAACCGGUCAUCUCGGCCAGCUUUUCGCCCGACGGCCGCUCCCUGGCCAGCGGCUCCGGGGACAAGACGGUCACCGUCACUGGGUGCUCUGCAUCGCCUGGUCGCCCCGACUGCCGCCUGCUCGCUUCCGGCUGCAAGUCGGGCGAGGUCCGCCUCUGGGAACCGGUCUCCGGCAAGCAGGAGGGCAAACCGCUAACCGGACACAAACAGUGGAUCACACACAUCUGCUGGCAGCCCUUGCACAGCUCCGAGUCGGGUCAGUCUCGACUGCUGGCGUCCAGCUCGAAGGACGGUGACGUCCGCGUGUGGGACGCCCAGCUGCAGCGGUGCCUGCGCGUACUGACGGGGCACCGGCAGUCGGUGACGUGCCUGCGCUGGGGCGGCGCCGACCUCCUCUACAGCGGCUCCCAAGACCGCAGUGUACGAGUGUGGGCCGCCACCGACGGAGCCAUGUGCCGGGCACUGCAAGGCCACGGUCACUGGGUCAACACGCUGGCGCUGAGCACAGACUACGUCAUGCGGACGGGAGCGUAUGACCCGGCCAGCGGCGACGUCGGACAUCUAGCGGACAAACGCACAGCGCGGAUGACCGGCCACCAACAGCUGAUCAACGACGUCCGCUUCUCGCCGGAUGCCCGGCUCAUCGCUUCCGCCUCGUUCGACAAAUCGAUACGCCUCUGGGAGGGCAAGACGGGAAAGUUCGUGGCGGCGCUGCGCGGCCACGUGCAGGCCGUGUACAUGGUGGCCUGGUCGGCCGACUCCCGCCUGCUGGUCAGCGGCAGCGCCGACUCCACGCUCAAGGUGGGCGGCGGCACCUUUGUGGUGUUGUGGUCGAUGAGGAGCCGCAAGCUGCAGCUGGACCUGCCCGGCCACGCGGACGAGGUGUUCGCCGUCGACUGGUCCCCCGACGGCCAGCGCGUGGUCAGCGGCGGCAAGGACAAGCUGCUGCGGAUAUGGCGGCGAUAG